Molecule: messenger RNA, 3477 nt
Organism: Penaeus chinensis
Lineage: Eukaryota; Metazoa; Arthropoda; Malacostraca; Decapoda; Penaeidae
Product: DNA primase large subunit-like
Exons: 6
Coding region: 643-2370 (575 amino acids)
Biological process (GO): DNA replication, synthesis of primer
Cellular component (GO): alpha DNA polymerase:primase complex
Source: RefSeq, a predicted model, not a curated record
GUUUUCCAGAUUCCUCCGAAACGCGGUCAGGGAUUUGAAGUAGUUGGUGCUGUGAUGGAUUCUUUGUUGUAGAAUUUUAGUUUCUUUGUUAUAGAUCAAAGAGGCGACUUCCCUUCGAAUUCAGCGGAUUGAUGUUGGAUAAGAUGUUUAUUUCCGGCCUCAUGACAGCGAUGCCAAGGACAGUCUAUUUAGCGCGUCUUGAAGGAAAAUCUAGAUGAGGGAAGUUCGGGUUUUAAGGUAAUGUAUGGCGAUGUUUCGUUGUGUUGUGUCAUUAUAUUGUAUCAUUAUAUUCAGUGUUGGCAAUUGUUCAAAAGACAUUGUAUAGCAUAUUUUUUCUCGUAAUUAUAUGGCUUAAGUUCGACCCAAAUCCAGUUGAAACUUGCUGGGAUUGCCAUGACUGGCCUCGAACCCCGUCCAUGAGAUCUUGCAGACUGGUGAUUUAUCUAUUAAAGAGGCAGUCAUCCAUGUUCAGUCUUAUAUGCCUGGCAGAGAUUAGUUGUCCUGCGCCAGAGCACCUAACACACAAGCCACAGCAAUUGCAUAGGUCAGUGUGAAGUGUCUAUAACCUUUACAAAGGUACUUGGCCCAACUCUUUGGAAAUCGUCACUGAAUGUUUUCAGAGAAUAAUUACAAGGGAAUGAAAUGACAUUUUAUAUCAAGCCACCACAAGGCACAGUUUCUCUCUACAAGCUCUAUGAAGAAGCUGAAGUCCGACUGCAGUAUCUAGUUCAGAUCAACCAGCACUGGGGCGAUGCAACUAAAAUCAGCCGGAUCCUCACUGACAACCCAAGUAUAGCAUCAAAGUCGGAGUGUCUCAUUGAGGGAUCACACAAGGAUCAGAUCUCACACUUCAUUUUAAGAUUUGCUUGUAUUAAGAGCAGGCAGCUUCAAGAUUUUUUCAUUGAAGCAGAAACCCAACUGUUUGAAUAUCGGCUAAAAUGUGGUGGCACUGAAACACUUGUCUGCUGUCUAAGUGUACUAAAGCGACACACACAGCAUUCUUUGAAGCACCAGAAAUUGUCUUUAUCUCAUGAAAGAUGGUUGCAGGAACUGCUUAGAAUUACAAGGCAGAUUAUUACCUCAGGAAUGAUACUUUGCAGUGAAAGACAGAACUGCAGCCACUGGCUUAGAGUUCCUUGGACAGUGGUGCCCAUUAUGGUGAAGAAUCACAUGGUAGAUAUUAUGAAGGGAGAAGCAGAGAUUAAAUGUCAGCAUUUAUUGCCUCUCCUGUGCUCUGUUUUUCAAGGAACUUUGGAAUUUGGAAUAAAACAGCUGUCUCUCUUUGGGGGUGAUUUAUUUGAUGAUAAAAGGCUAGAGUCAGUUAGGAGGAGUCUCUAUAAAAUAUACAGAAAAAUACAGAGUAAUGGUUUAACACUUCAAAAACUUACUCUUACUCACAGGGACAUUGAAACAGAGGCCCAUUUCUUUCCCCUUUGCAUGCAACAACUACACAGCAUUUUAAAAAGAAACAAUCGCUUGAGACACCAUGAAAGAUUUAAGUACACCCUCUUUUUGAAAGAUAUAGGUUUGCCACUAACAGAGAAUAUAUGCUUUUGGGAAGAUUUUUACUCAAAGCCUCACUGUACGUCUGCAAGUGGCUGCACUCAUUCUUGGGCUGGAAAUGACCGAAAACGCUACGUGUAUAGUGUCAAGCAUUUGUAUGGACUGGAAGGAGGCAGGAAGAACUAUGCAUCCCAUUCAUGUUCUUCUCUUCAAGCAUGUCACCCUCAACCAACUGAGGUGAGAGGCUGCCCAUUCACUUCAACAAGUGCAGAGGAAGUUUCUACAUUAAUCAAGAAAUUUGUCCCACACAGUACAAAUAUUCUGGACAAUGUAUUGAAGGAGGUGGUAUUAGGUAGACCAAGUGCUGCCUGCCAGUUAGUAUCUGCCUCUCAGGUGUUCAUACACAGACAGAGCAGUCAAUCUUGUGAAACUGAAACUUCCAGUAAGGUGGUAAAUAAAUUUGUACCUGAAAGGGAAAUCUUGCAUAAUUCUUUGAACCUCAGUAGUGAAAGAAAAAAAUUUCAGGCUAUAUCUAUGCAUACAAACAAAGAUCAUGAAGAAUGGAAACCAAAACUAAAUUUAUCAGGCAUUGGCAGUAAAGAUUGCAGUAUAAAUGGUGAUGCAAGGGCUGUGAUUAGAUCUGAAAACAUCAAAUAUGACUGCAAGGGUAAAAAAGACUGCAGUUCUUGCCAUAGUUUUGGUACGGGCCCAAAAGCUGGGUCAGAACACCUCAGUGAAAGCAGUGGUAUCAUGCCGUGUGACAUAGAAGAUCUGUAUAGUCUCCUGCCAACCUGCAGUUUCACUAGACCUUCUCAUUACUAUUUGUCUAUGAAGCAGGAACAAGGUGUAAUACAGAGUAAUAAUUGAAUUUGCAGGGGAAGAGGUGCUUGAGCUGGUUCUGUUGUUUUGCUCAUUUAUUGACUAUUCAUAAUGCAUAUACUUUUUUAUGGUGCAUGUUGACACAGGUUUCAUGUGAACCAAAUUUUGUAUACAGUAUAGAGUUAGGCCUUUGUAGUUUUUUGAGAUGAAUAUUUAAAGAUAAAUGGAGAAAUAAGGUAAACUUUCUUCAUAUUUAACUUCCUUUUAAAACAGAGUUUCUAUCUUCCAUCAUUUAAAAAGUUUUUUCUAGUAUCUUGUUUGUAUAAGCUUAAAUGAGAUAUAUUGCUGAGCAUAUAAGUCCAAUACAAAUACUUUUAAAUUAGAUGGUCCCAUAAUUAAAUUUUACUGAAGGUUUGGUGUAUGCAUGUCUUGCUUGCCAAAAUGUAUCCCAGAAUUUUAGAAUCCUGAAUUUAAAAACCUGUUACAGAACUUUGCAUCCGGCUCACAGGAUUGAAUCCUGGUCUGUAUUUGUUAUCCUUCAUGUUAUUUAUGUUUUAUUCAUUGUUGUUUCUUCAUUGAUGCACUUAUUUAUAUGUAAUAUGAAAUAAAAUGGGCUGUCAUAAGGAUUUAAAUUUCAGUGUAAUUGCUACAGUAUCUCGUCUAAUAUGGUAAGGAAUUCAUGUAGUCCAUUAUAUAUGUUAGGUUUCCUUUACAUUUGUGGAAGUAUUUUUUGAAGGUUCACAUCUUCUCCUAACCCUUGUAAAAUGAAGUGUCUGUUACCAAUCAAGAAAAUUAAUUUGUUAGCAGGAACUGGAUGAUAUUUGAUGAGGAUGGAGAUUGUUUUAUCUCAUUGCAUUUAAAGCAGAAUGUUCUGUAAUGCAUUGAGGAGGGUUUGAGAUUGUGGGACUCUGUGCCUUUUUUAUAGUACAAAAGAUAUGUAGACUAUAUAUUUCUAGUAUUGCUCAAUAAUAUAUAUUGGUAUAUUCAUAAUUGUUUGUAUUAAUAUAUGUCCAGAAUCAGUUUUUAUAAAGAAUGAUGUAACAGGGAAAAUAUGCAUUUCUGAUUUGGCUUCUGCAAUUGUAAUAUCUGUGUGUUACUGUCUUUUCCAAAUUCUAUUUAAUUAUAACAAGUACCAAAGAAUCAAUUAAGAUACAA